Funneliformis caledonium is the source of this 262-nucleotide messenger RNA. The record is from the annotation of a GenBank genome assembly. NCBI's taxonomy places the organism in Eukaryota, Fungi, Glomeromycota, Glomeromycetes, Glomerales, Glomeraceae.
AGAACUUUGGAAGUUAUUAAAAGAUAAUGUUCAACAUCUGGAGGCCUUUUCAAGAACUGUAAAUGAACUAAAGCAGAAAUGGGAAGAUUUUGACAGUUCCAUUUUUGAGAAACUUGCUACUUCAAUGCCGCGAAGAAUUAAUGCAGUAUUAAAAGCAAGGGCAGGCCAACAAAGUACUAGUGUUUUUUCAUGUAUAUGGCGGAAAAAAUCAAUAAAUAAUUUGAUAUUUAGUUUUAAUUUCAAAUCGGGCGUCACUUUGUGA